Molecule: messenger RNA, 717 nt
Organism: Cyclospora cayetanensis
Lineage: Eukaryota; Apicomplexa; Conoidasida; Eucoccidiorida; Eimeriidae
Product: gamma-interferon-responsive lysosomal thiol protein-like
Exons: 6
Coding region: 1-717 (238 amino acids)
Molecular function (GO): oxidoreductase activity, acting on a sulfur group of donors, disulfide as acceptor
Source: RefSeq, a predicted model, not a curated record
AUGAAAGAAAACGAAUUACGUCUGUUGGGGGAGCCACAAGUCAAAGUUGAGAUUCUCUAUGAAGCAUUGUGCCCAUUCUGCAAAAGUGAGGAAGGCGUGGAUUGCGAAACACUGGAAUGGGUGAAUUCGUCUGCAGGCAACGCAGCUGAGAGCGACGGAGUGGUGGAAUGCCAGCAUGGUGCUGAAGAAUGUCAACUUAACACAUUAUCAGCCUGUGGCCUUAAGAAGCUGCAAGGGGAACCGGAAAGCCGGCUCUCUUUCAUUGAAUGCGUUGAGACGUUGGAUAGCGUCGCAGACGGCAAGUGGAGAAAUUGCCUAUCUGUUGCUGGGACACGCAAAGCCGAAAUUGAAGCAUUUCAUAUGACACACUUCAGGAAAUCAGUGGGGAGGUUCUCCAGACGGUUUGAGUACGACUACGUCCCUUGGGUAAUAGUGAACGGGAGACAUAUGCCGAGCUCUGAGGCAAAUCUCACCAUCGCUUUGUGCGAAGAGUACGCUACUCAUACGACGCCUGUGCUACAAGUAGUUGCUAUUCCACUUGUCCCGAGCUCUGCGCAUUACUUAAUGGAGUACACAACACUUUUACUUAUUCUCAGGCUGGGGUCCAACAGACCACACAUCUGCUCUACUUUAUCUAAAGUGGGUGCUGCGAGUUUCCUGGAUGAAGGCCAAAGAUGCUACAGGGAGCAGCAAAGAGAUCAUGGCGAAAACGAAUGA